Messenger RNA from Lotus japonicus, 2314 nucleotides. RefSeq names its product putative pentatricopeptide repeat-containing protein At5g52630. The transcript has a single exon. Bases 250 to 2046 code for a protein of 598 amino acids. Lineage: Eukaryota; Viridiplantae; Streptophyta; Magnoliopsida; Fabales; Fabaceae. The record is from RefSeq and is a predicted model, not a curated record. Gene Ontology annotation, biological process: RNA modification. Gene Ontology annotation, molecular function: zinc ion binding; RNA binding; protein binding.
UUUAGAAAGUUUAAGGACUCAAAUACAACUUUACUCUGACGGGUUAAAUUAGGUCGACCAUAUAGUUAGAGACUUAGAGAGUUAGAGGGGAAAAAACAAUAGUUAACCCUAAAAGUAACCAUGCUAUUUGAAAAUUGAAACAAAUUACAAGUGAUAAUUUACAAAAAUGUUCCCACCCAAAGCCCUUUUCAAUCACUCUUCCCUUUUCCUCCGGCAGCCGCCGCAGCACCACCGUCUAAAGUCAAAGUAAUGCACGAUCCUCCAAUCCCCCUCCCACAACUACAACCUCUGCAACUCUCCCUCUCAGGGAACUACCGCGCCAUCUGCAACCACCUCCUCGCUCUAACCCACUCUCGAUCCCUCCGCAGAGGCCUCCAACUCCAUGCCCACAUCAUCAAAACCGGCCUCGAAACCAUCCCUCUCCUCUCCCACCACCUCAUCAACUUCUACUCCAAAACUCAACUCCCCAACUCCUCCCUCCAAGUCUUCAACUCCUCCCCUCACCGCUCCGCCACCACCUGGAGCUCCCUCAUCUCCUCCUUCGCCCAGAACGACCUCCCCCAUCUCGCCCUCGACUUCUUCCGCCAAAUGCUCCGCAUUGGACUCCUCCCUGAUGAUCACAUUCUCCCCACCGCCGCCAAGUCCUGCGCCGCGCUCUCAUCCAUCCACGUCGGCCUAUCCCUCCAUGCCCUCGCCCUUAAAACCGCAUACCACCUCGACGUAUUCGUUGCCAGCUCGCUUGUUGAUAUGUAUGCGAAAUGCGGGGAAAUCGGGUAUGCCCGGAACGUGUUUGAUGAAAUGCCCCACAGAAAUGUGGUGUCGUGGAGCGGGAUGAUAUAUGGGUAUGUUCAAUUGGGUGAGGAUGAGGAGGCUCUGAGGCUGUUUAAGCAGGUGCUCGUGGAGGAAGACGUCGGGGUUAAUGAUUUCACAUUGUCUAGUGUUUUGAGGGUGUGCGGUGCUUCCACGUUGCUCGAGCUCGGGAAGCAGAUACACGGGUUGUGUUUCAAGACGAGCUUUGACUCGUCGUGUUUCGUGGCUAGUUCUUUGAUUUCGUUGUACUCCAAGUGCGGGGCUGUUGAAGGAGCUUACCAGGCUUUUGAGGAGCUGCAAGUUAGGAAUCUUGGGAUGUGGAAUGCGAUGUUGAUUGCGUGCGCUCAGCACGCGCAUACGAAUAGAACCUUUGAGCUGUUUGAGCAGAUGAAGAGUGUUGGCGGGGUGAAGCCUAAUUUCAUCACGUUUUUGUGCGUGCUUUAUGCUUGCAGCCAUGCAGGGUUAGUGGAGAAAGGCCAGCAUUACUUUGAGUUGAUGAAGAAGGACUAUGGUAUUGAACCCGGGUCACAACAUUACGCCACCAUGGUGGAUUUGCUUGGCCGUGCUGGGAAAUUGCAGGAUGCGGUUCAGGUGAUCGAGGAAAUGCCUAUGGAACCCACAGAAUCUGUUUGGGGGGCUUUGUUGACAGGGUGUAGAAUACAUGGGGAUACUGAACUUGCAUCCUAUGUUGCUGAUAGAGUUUUUGAGCAGGGUCAUGUGAGUUCUGGCCUUAAUGUCCUGCUUUCUAAUGCUUAUGCUGCUGCUGGGAGAUGGGAGGAAGCAGCAAGAGCAAGAAAGAUGUUGAGAGACCAAGGAAUAAAGAAGGAAACUGGUUUGAGUUGGGUGGAGGAAGGGAAUAGAGUUCACACAUUUGCUGCUGGGGACAGGUCUCAUGCGAAAACAGUGGAAAUUUAUAACAAGUUAGAGGAGUUAGGAGAUGAAAUGGCCAAAGCUGGUUAUGUUGCAGACACUUCGUUUGUGUUGAAAGAAGUGGGUGGCGAAGAGAAGAAUCAAACCAUUAGGUAUCAUAGUGAGAGGUUAGCCAUAGCAUUUGGCCUCAUUACUUUCCCUCAGGAACGACCAAUCAGAGUGAUGAAGAAUUUGCGUGUUUGUGGUGAUUGCCACACUGCGAUUAAGUUUAUUAGCAAAAUUACUGGAAGGGUACUCAUUGUGAGAGACAAUAACCGGUUCCACCGAUUUGAGGAUGGAAAAUGCACUUGUGGAGAUUAUUGGUGAUUAUAAGGUGCUGACUGCUGAGUAUGCGUGUGAUUGAACAUUGAACUUAACACUGCAGAAUUCUGCUUCUCCAUUUCAUUCAUGCGCUGGGAUCUUAGAAUCAUCAUGUUUGCAAUGGUGCAAAUAGGGAAACAAAAACAGAGUAAAAGAUUAUUUAUGGGGCAGUAAGUAAACAAGAAUAGCAUAAGCUUACUAUAUGACACCAUUUUUUUUUUCUUUUCAAUCUAGAGUUCAAGUAAUGAUGGACGGGUUUUGAUUUUUUUCCAAA